AAUAUUCUCCCUUUCUUAGCAGCCUGAGAGAAUGACCGGGAGCCAGGGAAGGGCUGUGCAGUGAGUGAGCCCGGUGAAGUGAUGUGCUGCCUUGUUAAGUAUGGUAUGAGUUUCCCAUCUCCAAUUGUCCUUGGAAUUGGACAGAUGGCAGUCACCAUAAUGAUCCUGUAUGUAUCCAAGCUAAAUAAAAUAAUUCACUUCCCUGAUUUUGACAAGAAAAUUCCUAUAAAGCUGUUUCCUCUGCCUCUCCUCUACGUUGGAAACCACAUAAGUGGAUUAUCAAGCACAAGUAAAUUAAGCCUGCCGAUGUUCACUGUGCUCAGGAAAUUUACCAUUCCACUCACUCUGCUCCUGGAAACCAUCAUACUCGGGAAACAGUAUUCUUUGAACAUUAUCAUCAGUGUCUUUGCCAUCAUUCUUGGUGCUUUCAUAGCAGCUGGCUCUGACCUUGCUUUUAACUUGGAAGGCUAUAUUUUUGUAUUCCUGAAUGAUAUCUUCACAGCAGCGAACGGAGUUUAUACCAAGCAGAAAAUGGACCCAAAGGAGUUAGGUAAAUAUGGAGUGCUUUUCUACAACGCCUGCUUCAUGAUUAUCCCAACUCUCAUCAUCAGCGUGUCCACUGGAGACCUUCAACAGGCUACUGAAUUCAACCAAUGGAGGAACGUUCUAUUUAUCAUACAGUUUCUUCUUUCCUGUUUUUUGGGUACCCGUGCGUCUGUCCCUUGCUGCCCCUUCUUGCUCUGCUGCUGUCACAGAGCACGGUGUCUGCUUCCUUGCCCCAGGUUUCUGCUGAUGUACGCCACAGUUCUGUGCAGCUACUACAAUUCGGCCCUGACGACAGCAGUGGUUGGAGCCAUCAAGAAUGUGUCCGUUGCCUACAUUGGGAUGUUAGUUGGUGGAGACUACAUUUUCUCGGUGUUAAACUUUGUCGGGUUAAAUAUUUGCAUGGCAGGGGGCUUGAGAUAUUCCUUUCUAACUUUAAGCAGCCAGUUAAAACCUAAACCAACCGUGGACGAAGAAAACAUCCCUCAAGACUACAAGGCCUAGAAUGCGGGGCAGAGCUGCAGACUGGCUCGCAGACCAGGGGGACGGCGGUCCGUUCCCAGAUGGAGGAAUGUGAAGCUGGAUAUGUUGGUUGUGGUCCACUCACUGCCCUGGUUAAGGUACAACAGGAAUGUCUGCAAAAUGCGAAGAGAAUCUACCUCACCUGCUGCACCAGGAGCCAUCGUCCACCCUGGGAAAUGUAUCUGGACAAAGCCUCACCAGCUGAACGUGCAUCUUCUCAAAAUAAGCCAUUGGUGAAAGGGAUUGUUUCCAAGGCACUUGCGUGUCCUGUGAGUGCUUCAGAGGAGGUGCAAGGCUGUGAUGCUGUAAGGGUGAUUGUUUUCUCAUCAGCACCUUGGCCUUAAUUUCGAAGGUCCCCGCCAAAACAAAGGGCCAGUGAGAACAUUUAUUUUUCAGUUAAACAGACAUGUCUUUAUUUUACUAAAAUCAGCCAAUGAACUGCCAGGAAAGUUACUUGUUAGCUUUGAUUUGAUCUUACAAUGUUGGUACCCUUUCCCAAUCAUCAAAGUAAAAUAAAGAAUAAUUUAUA
This is a messenger RNA of Vicugna pacos (alpaca), 1594 nucleotides long. It is a transcript of the gene SLC35D2, whose product is annotated as solute carrier family 35 member D2. The record is from RefSeq and is a predicted model, not a curated record. Lineage: Eukaryota; Metazoa; Chordata; Mammalia; Artiodactyla; Camelidae.